AAGAUCAUCAUUUUAAUCUUGACAAUGCAGUGCGUGUUGUACCAAACUUAUGACAAGUAUUUUCAGUACUUUUUGUGAAAUUACACAAUUUAAUUCACAAACUGAAUCAAGUUUAUGCACACUGACUGCUCCUUCACAGACUCACCCCUUCUCCCAUUUUUUCAGGACAUCCUCGGCUGCGCAUUGAGUGCCCCCCUCACCUCAUACAAGACCAUUUAUGCCCUGCCAAUGCUCACCAUUAAAGAAGACAAAGGAACUGGAGUCGUCACCAGUGUUCCGUCGGAUGCUCCUGAUGAUAUCGCCGCUCUGAGGGACAUUAAAAAGAAACAGGCUUUGAGAGAGAAGUAUGGAAUUCAAGAUUAUAUGGUUCUACCGUUUGAGCCGGUAAGAAGUAUUUUUAAAGACCCCAUCCAAGGCUCAACUAUAAGAAAAGCCCAGUGGCGGUUUGAGAGAGUUCCAGGGCUGCAUUUAAUAAUAAAUAGUAUUUAAAUGUAAUGUUAAAAUUAGU
Molecule: messenger RNA, 508 nt
Organism: Sinocyclocheilus rhinocerous
Lineage: Eukaryota; Metazoa; Chordata; Actinopteri; Cypriniformes; Cyprinidae
Product: leucine--tRNA ligase, cytoplasmic-like
Exons: 3
Coding region: 115-489 (124 amino acids)
Biological process (GO): leucyl-tRNA aminoacylation
Molecular function (GO): ATP binding; aminoacyl-tRNA deacylase activity; leucine-tRNA ligase activity
Source: RefSeq, a predicted model, not a curated record